Messenger RNA from Ipomoea triloba (trilobed morning glory), 2809 nucleotides. Its product is annotated as probable methyltransferase PMT26. Gene Ontology annotation, molecular function: methyltransferase activity. Bases 1 to 2691 code for a protein of 896 amino acids. Gene Ontology annotation, cellular component: cytoplasm; endosome; trans-Golgi network. The record is from RefSeq and is a predicted model, not a curated record. NCBI's taxonomy places the organism in Eukaryota, Viridiplantae, Streptophyta, Magnoliopsida, Solanales, Convolvulaceae. The transcript has 8 exons.
AUGGCGUUAGGGAGAUACUCUAGGCUUGAUGAUAAGAAAUCAUCAUCGUCUGGUUAUUGCUCAACGGCAACUAUAGUGGUUUUCGUAGCCCUAUGCUUAGUUGGGGUGUGGAUGAUGACAUCAUCAUCUGUUGUUCCUGUACAAAAUACGGACGACGUGGCUUCUCAGGAGAGCAUGAGUGAAUUGAAGACACAAAUGGAUGAGAGCAGCAGUGGUAGCAAUGCAGCAAGUGGCGAGAUGAUGAGUACUAGUUCAGGUGAUGAGCCAAAGUCAAAACCAUUCGACAGUAGCAGUAGCAGUGAGAGCAACAAUAAUAAAAAUAAUGCUACUGACGACGAGAAUAGCUCAGGUGACGAUGAGGCCAAGUCAAAACCAUUCGAAAGCAGUAGUAGUAGUAGUGGUAGCUUUGAGAGCAACAAUGCUAGUGACGAGAAUAGUUCAGGUGAUGAUGAAGCCGCCAAGUCAAAGCCAAAGCCAUUUGAGAAUGCUACUACUAGUUCAGGUGAUGAGGCCAAGUCAAAACCAUCCCAGAGUGAUGAGGCCAAGCCAAACUCAUUCAAGGAUAACUUACCUGUUGAUGCAAACACUGUAAUUCCGGAGGAAAAGAAUACAAGUAGUACCGAAGAUGCAAAAACCACCCAAGAGGUGAUUGAAGAGAAACCCAAGGAAGAUGAAGAAUCUUAUAAGGGUGGUGUGUCAGAUAAUGUGGAAAUUGAAGAACCACCCAAGGGAGGGGAUAAAGAUGCUGCUGAAACAGGAGAUAAAAAUGAAAGAGAACAAGUCUCGGAUGUGAACAAAUUCAAUGAUGCUGAAAAGAAACCAGAAGAAAUGAAAGAUAAGGAAAAUGGUGAAAUAGAAGAGAAGGUGGAUGAUAAAAAGGACCAAUUCCAAGAAGGUUCUGCAGAGGGCAAAGGUUCUGGUGAGAAUAAAGAGCCUUUGAGUGAAGUGUUUCCUUCAGUGGCUCAGUCUGAGCUUUUGAACGAAACAAACACACAAAAUGGGGUAUUUUCAACCCAGGCAAUGCAGUCAAAGAAGGAAAAGUUAGCAGAAAAGUCUUUAAAAUUAGAUAAUAAUAAAGGAAAUGGGUACAGCUGGAAAGUGUGUAAUGUGAGUGCUGGGUGUGAUUACAUCCCUUGCCUUGAUAAUCUGGAAGCCAUUAAGAAGCUCAGAACUACUAAGCAUUAUGAACACAGGGAGAGACACUGUCCAAAUGAUCCGCCCACUUGCGUUGUUCCACUUCCCAAAGGAUAUCAACGCUCAAUUAAGUGGCCUACAAGUAGGGAAAAGAUUUGGUACCGUAAUGUUCCACACACCAAGCUUGCAGAUUUUAAGGGACAUCAAAAUUGGGUGAAGGCUAAUGGUGAAUACCUUACCUUCCCUGGUGGCGGAACUCAGUUUACACAUGGUGCUCUUCAUUAUAUUGAUACUAUACAGAAGUCUGUGCCUGAGAUUGCAUGGGGAAAACGUACACGUGUUGUAUUAGAUGUUGGGUGUGGGGUUGCGAGCUUUGGAGGCUAUCUUUUUGAUAGAGAUGUGUUGACUAUGUCAUUUGCUCCCAAAGAUGAGCACGAAGCUCAGGUUCAGUUUGCACUGGAAAGGGGUAUUCCUGCUUUAUCUGCUGUCAUGGGUACAAAGAGACUUCCCUUCCCUGGUAGAGUAUUUGAUGUUGUCCAUUGUGCACGGUGUAGGGUGCCCUGGCAUAUUGAAGGUGGGAAACUUGCGUUGGAGCUGAAUCGUAUGCUCCGUCCUGGUGGUUACUUUGUGUGGUCUGCUACACCAGUCUACCGCAAAAAUCAGGAGGAUUCUAGGAUCUGGGAAGCGAUGACGAAUCUGACCAAGUCAAUGUGCUGGGAUUUAGUUUCAGUUACUAAGGAUAGACUUAAUAAAGUAGGUAUUGCCAUAUAUAGAAAGCCUUCUUCCAAUGCGUGCUAUGAACAAAGACCACAAGAUGACCCUCCACUCUGCUACCAAUCCGAUGAUCCCGAUGCAGCCUGGAAUGUGGAUUUACAAUCUUGCAUGCACAAAGUGCCUACCAGCCCAUCAGAACGGGGGUCUAAGUGGCCACAAGUGUGGCCUGCUAGGUUGGAGAAAUCUCCUUAUUGGUUACUGAGUUCCCAGACAGGUGUGUAUGGGAAACCAGCACCAGAGGAUUUCGCUGUUGAUUAUCAACACUGGAAACGAGUGGUGACCAAGACUUACCUCAAUGGAUUGGGAAUAGACUGGUCUACUGUUCGGAAUGUCAUGGAUAUGCGUGCCAUCUAUGGAGGAUUUGCAGCAGCUCUCAAGGAGUUGAACGUAUGGGUUAUGAACGUUAUUUCAAUAGAUGCUCCUGACACGCUACCCGUAGUUUAUGAGAGAGGUCUGUUUGGAAUGUAUCACGACUGGUGUGAAUCAUUCAGCACAUACCCCAGAUCUUAUGAUCUUCUUCAUGCUGAUCACCUCUUCUCCAAGAUUAAAAACAAGUGCGGCUUAGCAGCAUUGGUUGCAGAGGUUGAUAGGAUCUUGAGACCCGAAGGAAAGCUCAUAGUCCGUGACAGUUUGGUUGUUAUAGCUGAACUGCAAUCGAUGAUGAGGUCUAUGCACUACGAGAUUCGCAUGACAUAUUCAAGGGACAAGGAAGGACUGCUCUGCGUGAAGAAGACAAUGUGGCGCCCCAAGGAAGUGCAGACACUCACUUAUGCAAUUCAGUAAGUUAGGCAUGCAGGCACCCUGCCUGCCUUUAAUUUAAUUUGUUGCCAUGCCUCACACUACAACUACCUUAGCUUCUUUUCUGUCAUUUCAUGAUCAUGUGUUACUAUACCAAUCAAUU